Messenger RNA from Habropoda laboriosa, 384 nucleotides. RefSeq lists its product as uncharacterized. Lineage: Eukaryota; Metazoa; Arthropoda; Insecta; Hymenoptera; Apidae. Gene Ontology annotation, molecular function: DNA binding. The record is from RefSeq and is a predicted model, not a curated record. The transcript has 2 exons. Gene Ontology annotation, biological process: DNA transposition; DNA integration. The coding region runs from base 1 to 384 and encodes 127 amino acids.
AUGCUCAAUAUAAGUAAGAGCACAGUGGGAGAUAUCAUUAGAAGAUUUAAACACGAGGAUCGUAUAGAGUCGAUAUUACAAAGAGGUCAACCAAAGAAGUUGGAAAUUAUAAGAAAUAUAAAGAAAGAUCCUACAUUAAGUGCACCAAAACUAGCUGACGAACUCCUCACAGAGACUGCGAAGAACGUGCACCCCAAAACGAUACGUAGAAUACUGAAAGAAAGUGGUUACAGUGGAAGAGUUGCUCAGAAAAAACCAUUUAUGGACGAAGAAUGGUGUGGCGGAAGAAGAAUGAACAAUUUAAAUCAAUUACAGUUCGUAAAAGACAUAGGUAAACCUUUUCCAACUAAUGUAACUGUAGUGAAGCAACGGCAUGCACACUAA